AAUAUAUAUAUAUAUAUAUAUAUAUAUAUAUAUCAUUUGGUUAUCAUGUAAAACAAGGGAAAAGAAAUAUUAGAUAUGGGUUCUGAAUCACAAGCACCCAAGCUUCCUGUUCUAGACUUCACCAAGGGAAAUCUCAAGCCUGGCACAGAGUCUUGGUUAUCAGCAUGCAAAAAUGUCAGGAAAGCACUUGAAGAAUAUGGCUGCUUCAUAGUAGAAAACAAAAUGAAGAACAGAUAUGAGAAGCCCUUAAAUGGUUAUGUUGGACAAAUCCCCAAGCUUCCCCUGCAUGAAAGCAUGGGCAUUGACAAUGCCACAUCCUUGGAAGGAACUCAAUACUUCACAAAUCUCAUGUGGCCUGAGGGAACAGCCAUUUCUGCAGCAGAGAUAGAUCAGAUGGUGAGCAGGAUGAUCUUCGAGAGCUAUGGUGUUGAGAAAUACCAUGAUGCGUAUAUUGGCUCGACAACUUACCUUCUCCGACUGCUGAAGAACAGGGUGCCCAAAGAGGGGGAGCCCAACCUAGCCUUUGUCACUCGUACAGACAAGAGUUUCGCCAACAUACUUCAUCAGAACCAGAUCGAUGGACUAGAAGCGUGGGGCAAUGACAGGGUGUUGUCUCCCAGCCCCCAAGUAAUCAUGCGAGGGAACGUAGACAGAUACUCUCUUGGGUUGUUUGCAUUCAAUGAUGGAAUAAUUGAGGUUCCAAAAGAGCUUGUAGAUGAGGAGCAUCCACUGCGGUACUAGCCUUUUGAGCAUCUAGGACUGCUGCGCUUCUUCCACACAGAUGAGGGUUAUAAAUCCAAGUGUCCUAUGAAAGCAUAUUGCGGUGUUUGAAGUUUGGAUCAGUUCAAAACUUCGGCCAAAGGAACAAACAAAUGCCCUUGGGUUCAUAAGAUAGAAUGUAGUGUGUAUCUUGAUCUGUUGUAAAAUAAAUUUGUGGUGUGUAUCUUUGAUAUGUUGUUUACAAUAAAUUGGUCCUUAGAAA
Rubroshorea leprosula is the source of this 982-nucleotide messenger RNA. NCBI's taxonomy places the organism in Eukaryota, Viridiplantae, Streptophyta, Magnoliopsida, Malvales, Dipterocarpaceae. The record is from the annotation of a GenBank genome assembly.